Manduca sexta (tobacco hornworm) is the source of this 673-nucleotide messenger RNA. RefSeq names its product V-type proton ATPase 116 kDa subunit a1-like. The transcript is spliced from 4 exons. Gene Ontology annotation, cellular component: proton-transporting V-type ATPase, V0 domain; vacuolar proton-transporting V-type ATPase complex; plasma membrane. NCBI's taxonomy places the organism in Eukaryota, Metazoa, Arthropoda, Insecta, Lepidoptera, Sphingidae. The record is from RefSeq and is a predicted model, not a curated record. Gene Ontology annotation, molecular function: proton-transporting ATPase activity, rotational mechanism; ATPase binding. Gene Ontology annotation, biological process: vacuolar acidification; proton transmembrane transport. The coding region runs from base 173 to 673 and encodes 166 amino acids.
UUGAUUUUCGAUAUUAUAAAUCGAUCAACAGCAAAGCAAACAAUAAUAACAACCAUUGCAACUUCCUUUCUCAAUAUCUCCUGAACACCUAUACCUUUGUGCUAAUACCCGUGUGGUGUGCAGUUUCGUGGCCGGUGUUAUCUUGCGCGAGCGCAUACCGGCGUUCGAGCGUAUGUUGUGGCGCGCGUGCAGGGGUAACGUGUUCCUGCGACAGGCUGAGAUCGACACGCCGCUGGAAGAUCCUUCUUCGUCGGACCAAGUGUACAAGUCGGUGUUCAUCAUAUUCUUCCAAGGAGACCAGCUGAAGACCCGCGUGAAGAAGAUAUGCGAAGGGUUCAGGGCGACGCUGUACCCGUGCCCGGAGUCGCCCGCCGAUAGACGCGAGAUGGCCAUGGGUGUGAUGACCAGGAUCGAGGAUCUUAACACGGUCCUAGGCCAAACCCAGGACCACCGUCACCGCGUCCUGGUGGCCGCAGCGAAGAACAUCAAGAACUGGUUCGUGAAGGUGCGCAAGAUCAAGGCGAUCUACCACACGCUAAACCUGUUCAAUCUGGACGUCACGCAGAAGUGUCUCAUCGCUGAGUGCUGGGUGCCAGCGCUGGACCUGGAGACUAUACAGCUGGCGCUUAGGAGGGAACGGAACGCAGCGGUAGCUCAGUGCCCCCUAUCCUGA